Geodia barretti is the source of this 2309-nucleotide messenger RNA. The record is from the annotation of a GenBank genome assembly. NCBI's taxonomy places the organism in Eukaryota, Metazoa, Porifera, Demospongiae, Tetractinellida, Geodiidae.
UUCUUUCCUACUGCGCAUAAUCCCCAGAUUCUCUCUUGGGUCCAAGCAGUGGUCGCUACUGAUUUAUCUCUCUGCACGGGAGUCAUUUGCUCGCGGCGACACUUCUUCGGGCAUCUCUCCAAUGGGACGCCAUUUGGCUAUCGGCGGUGAUCGUGACUUUUUCAGUAUUAAGGCUGUGCUCUACAUGUUCUUAUGGGAGCUCACCACCCAUGGCCAUUGUAGGCCAGAAGCUGGAAUUGGAGUGUAGCAUUACGUGCCUUUCCCAGACCUAUGAGUGGGUUAAUGUCACUGGUGGUGAGAGAAUUGAAGUUGAUGGAGUGACAAAGGGGGUCCUGGUCAUAUCUGAAGAUAUCACCUCAGUGGCUGAGGUUGGAGGUCAAAUGUAUGAGUGCCACUGUGCAGAAAUAUGUGAGAUGUUCAAGAUCGGAGUAAAACCAAUACCAAAACUCUACACCUCAGUCCCUGUGGCUAGAUUAGGGAGCAGUGUCAAUAUUACAUGUAUGGCUGAGAGCUACCCACCAGCCAACACUGUAGGAAACUACCUAAUGAGGCAUCCAAGAGACAAAGAUAUUGACAGACUUCUCCUUCCUGGGAAGAACGGUGUAGUCCACAUUAUAUCUGGAGCCAGUGGGAAUGAUUCUGGAGAGUAUGAGUGUACAGUGACUGUGACAUUGGAUGAGUAUUCUACACCACUGCAGAGUGACAACGUCUUUGCCAAUCUAGUUGUUUAUGACCCACCAACGAUUUUGGGUGUUAAAAACUUCACAUUAUCUGAAGUGGGCCAGUCUGCAAUUCUUGAGUGCAAUGUGAGCAAUACAGAAAAUGACUUGAAUGUGUGGGUGAAUUGGACCACCAGCAGUGGAGACAGGAAUAUUAAGGAUUGUGUCACAUUCAGAGAAGGAAAUGUAUUCUACUUACUCCUCCAUAAUGCUAGUGUUGGAGACUACACAUGUCAACUGUACUCAAACUAUUCUGCCCUUGAACCAGAGGAUGUGAAAAAUGCUUCAGUUUUGAUGAAAGAAUGUCCUCCCACUAAAGGUGGUGUCACGAAAAGAGGUGAUCGUGGGACAUCUGCUCUGACUAUUGCACUAGUGUGCCUGUCUAUUCUGACACUGCUGUUAGUUGUGUCUGUCAUAGGUCUUGUUGCGGGGCUAGUUUGUCUCUGGAGGAAACACUCAACACUCAAAUCAUCAACUUCAAUUUCUGGUGUUCGUAUGACGGAUGUCCUCGAAAGGGGAGAAUCAAAUGCUACCACCACUAGUAAUGUGGAAAGUGUACAUCCCCAGAUCUCUGUCCAGGAGUCGGUCACGGCUGAGGUAGGGUGCCAAACUGAAAGCCUACAAGAGGAGGAACCUCCAGAGGGGCAUGAUUUAUCAAGUUGCCUCAUAUCUGAACCAAAUGAACACACUGAUAUACAAACAGUGGACUCUGUCGUUAGUGUUGAAACUGAACAAAAGGUGUUAGUCAGUAGCAGUCUAUCAGACAGUCAACCUCAGCCACAGAGUCAUCUCAGUGAGAGUAGGGCAUCGGAAACCUUUGAAAGACAAUUGUCCAUUUCAGAAUCAUCGCCUCGGGAUCCUGAACAAGUUGAAAGUGAAAGCAAGUCAGUCAAAGACGAUGGAGUUUCAUUACAGCCUGACACAAGUCAACAGAAAGAAAACAAACAGGCAGGCAAGUCUGUGAAAUACGGCGAGACAUCUGAUCUCCAAGUUUCCAGUCCUUCUCAUUCAAUUUCACGGUUCUUUAUGAGGAGCCAGUCGCUGAACCCUGGAUCACCUCCAAAAGCACUCCUAACCGGCUACGAACAUAGCAGUUUGGCACGGCGUCUCAGUGAUCUACCGAGACGACCAUCCCUCUCCAGGCGCAACAAGAACCAAGAAGAGAAGGAGAGUUUGCUCCCAGACAAAGGGAAGGAUCCAAAAUUCAUAGUUGGUGGUAGUGAGGAAGAACAACACUCAGAUGAAGACUAAUUAUUAUCAUCCAUCCAUUUAGAACUCUUAUCAAGAACAUGUGUAUAAUAACAGCUCAAGCUUAACUUGCAUACUACAUACAAAAGCUGGAUGUUAGGCUGACAUUGAAAUAGGGGGUUGUAAUUCAAAACUAGCAGCAUGUGGUACUUAUGUAAAUUAGCUAUCACAUUUUUUGGUGAGCGAAUGCAAGUGCGAAAUUUGCCUUACCUAAAGCAUGGCCUUAGUGACGAUUGUGCUCGUCUAUUUGAAAUUGCACAAUUUGAUGAGACGACUAUAGGUAGGUUUGCUUUUGUUUGCCAAUGGCAGUGGAAUUUGAUGAUAUACUUGUGUGGCAUUUAU